Gasterosteus aculeatus aculeatus (three-spined stickleback) is the source of this 1060-nucleotide messenger RNA. Its product is annotated as lactoylglutathione lyase. The record is from RefSeq and is a predicted model, not a curated record. Lineage: Eukaryota; Metazoa; Chordata; Actinopteri; Perciformes; Gasterosteidae. Gene Ontology annotation, molecular function: lactoylglutathione lyase activity; metal ion binding.
AUGGGCGACAAGGGUCUGUCAGACGAGGCAGUGGCGUCGGCUUGUAAGGAUGGAGACCCCAUUACUAAGGAUUUCAUGAUGCAGCAGACGAUGCUGCGGGUUAAAGAUCCGGCCAAAUCCUUGGAGUUUUACACCAAGAUCCUCGGCAUGACGCUCCUGCAGAAGUUUGAUUUCCCCUCCAUGCGCUUCUCACUCUUCUUCUUGGGCUACGAGGACAAGAAGGAGAUUCCCACUGAAGUCAAGGAGAAGACGGCAUGGACCUUCUCCAGAAGAGCCACCAUUGAGUUGACUCAUAACUGGGGCUCUGAGACCGAUGAGAGCGGGUCUUAUCACAACGGAAACUCCGAUCCACGUGGCUUUGGACACAUUGGAAUUGCAGUUCCUGAUGUCUAUGCAGCCUGCAAGCUGUUUGAAGAGCAAGGAGUCACAUUCGUGAAGAAGCCCGACGACGGUAAAAUGAAAGGCUUGGCCUUCAUUCAGGACCCUGAUGGUUACUGGAUCGAGAUCCUGAGUCCAAACAAUAUGGUGUCCAUUACCUCAUAAUAGCUAUGAUAACGUGCUACCUGCUGCAGCGCACACAGCGAGCAUAAUGUCCGUUUUUGGGGGGGAAGGAUUUAGCGACACGUGGAGCUGAGGGGGAAAAGGAGGCCGGCUCACUCGAUCCGCACGGACACCUGAUCAGCAAAUAGAUUCUGUACCGGAGUUUAUUGCAAUGGACAGCAAGUACUUUGUGUUCCCCCGUCAUCUGUCUGCAUGGGUCUCCAGAAAGUGAUGCUGAAACUAAAUGUGGUAUUUCUGUAUAAUAAAUGUGAAAUUCACUGUUUAAACAAAGUGUUUUUUCUGAUUUGUUAGUUUCAGAGGGGAAAAGAAAAAAGUAAUUGUAUUUUGCCAAAUCACUAAAAGGGCAGUGGAUUAUAUGAUUAAAGCAGUCAAUAAUAUGAGGACAUUUAGUGUUGAAAAGCUUCAGGAAUUCAUCAUUGAUCCAUCGUUACAGCAUCACUGUUACUGCUCUUGACUCAACUUGAUUUUGAAGACUAUUAUAAAAAUAAUCCCAAUUUAA